Molecule: messenger RNA, 2089 nt
Organism: Morus notabilis
Lineage: Eukaryota; Viridiplantae; Streptophyta; Magnoliopsida; Rosales; Moraceae
Product: probable inactive purple acid phosphatase 1
Exons: 14
Coding region: 85-1941 (618 amino acids)
Molecular function (GO): acid phosphatase activity; metal ion binding
Source: RefSeq, a predicted model, not a curated record
UUACAAACGGACCACAAUAUAAUAAAACAAUAAAACACAAUUAUCAGCUCCAAAGGCUCAACUUUACCAUCUUUUUCACAGAUAAUGGGCAAGAUUCAAAAAUUGAAAAUGAACUUGUUGGCAAUCUUAUUGGCUAUAGUACUUUUUCUCCUUCAAGAGGUGAAUUGCCAUGGAGAUCAUCAACCUCUCUCGAGAAUUGCCAUCCACAAGACUGUAUUUGCACUUCAUGAAAACGCUCGAGUAAAAGCUUCACCAACUGUUCUUGGUCUAAAGGGGCAAAAUACAGAAUGGGUGACGGUCAAAUUCAAUUCUCCGAACCCGUCGGUUGAUGAUUGGAUUGCAGUGUUUUCUCCAGCCAAAUUCAAUGCCUCUAGCUGCCCUGCAGAAUAUUCAUCUGUGCAUACACCAUUAUUGUGUUCUGCACCUAUUAAGUACCAAUAUGCAAAUUACACUAGUCCUGACUACAAACAUACUGGAAAAGGCUUGCUGAAUCUGCAGUUGAUUAAUCAAAGAUCCGAUUUCUCUUUUGCACUUUUCUCUGGUGGCUUAUCAAAUCCAAAGCUUGUGGCGGUGUCAAAUACUGUGGUUUUUGCAAAUCCAAAACCUCCAGUUUAUCCACGCUUAGCACAAGGCAAAAUUUGGAACGAGAUGACGGUGACAUGGACAAGCGGAUAUGGGAUCGAUGAAGCAGAGCCGUUUGUCGAAUGGGGUCAAAAAGGAGGAGACAAAGUGAGAUCUCCUGCUGGGACAAUGACUUUUGACCGGAACAGCUUGUGUGGUGCACCAGCAAGCACGCUCGGAUGGCGAGACCCUGGAUUCAUACACACAUCUUUUCUGAAGGAACUGUGGCCUAACACAAAGUACGUGUACAAGCUGGGGCAUAAAUUGUCCGACGGUUCAUACAUUUGGAGCCAAGAGUACCAUUUCAGAUCAUCUCCUUAUCCUGGUCAAAAUUCUCUUCAACGUAUUGUCGUAUUUGGUGACAUGGGAAAGGAUGAAGCGGAUGGAUCCAAUGAAUAUAACAAUUUCCAGCACGGUGCUCUCAACACAACUGCGCAACUCAUUCAAGACUUGAAGAACAUUGAUAUUGUCUUCCACAUUGGAGACUUGGCUUAUGCAAAUGGGUACCUUUCACAGUGGGACCAAUUCACUGCACAGGUAGAGCCAAUAGCAUCAACUGUGCCCUACAUGGUUGCAAGUGGUAACCAUGAGCGUGACUGGCCCAACUCAGGGUCCUUCUACAGAACCCUGGAUUCCGGUGGAGAAUGUGGUGUCUUGGCUCAAACUAUGUUUUAUUUUCCUGCUGAAAGUUCUGAAAAAUUUAUGUACUCCACGGACUAUGGCAUGUUCCAUUUCUGCAUAGCUGAUACAGAACAUGACUGGAGGGAGGGAACGGAGCAAUACAAGUUUAUUGAACACUGCUUAGCAUCGGUUGAUAGACAGAAGCAACCGUGGCUGAUCUUUCUUGCGCAUCGAGUUCUGGGCUAUUCUUCUGGUAGCUUUUACGUGGAUGAGGGAUCGUUUGCGGAGCCAAUGGGGAGGGAAAGUCUUCAGAAACUCUGGCAGAAGUAUAAAGUAGAUAUUGCCAUCUAUGGCCAUGUGCACAACUACGAAAGAACAUGUCCAGUAUACGAGAAUAUCUGCACUAGUGAUGAGAAGCAUAGCUAUAAGGGAAGCUUGAAUGGCACAAUACAUGUGGUUGCGGGUGGUGGAGGAGCAGGUCUUGCUGAAUUCGGUUCCGUGAAAACGAAAUGGAGUCUGGUAAAGGACUAUGAUUAUGGAUUCGUCAAACUUACGGCAUUCGACCAUUCGAAUCUCUUGUUCGAGUACAAGAAGAGCCGCGACGGAAAGGUUUACGACUCUUUCAGAAUAUCUCGAGAUUACAGGGACAUCUUGGCCUGCACCAUUGAUAGUUGUUCAAGCACAACUCUAGCUUCAUAAUUUGUAAAUGAAAUUGCAUAGUCUUGUUAAGCACGUUGGUUAUUGAAUAAAAGACAUGGAUUAAAUUAAUGGUUUUUGUUCCUCGUAUGUAAUUUAAACGGAAGCAACUUGUUGAAUAGUAACACGUCCUUUCUCUUUUUAAGCGACA